Sphaeramia orbicularis (orbiculate cardinalfish) is the source of this 926-nucleotide messenger RNA. RefSeq names its product cytochrome b-c1 complex subunit Rieske, mitochondrial-like. The transcript is spliced from 2 exons. Bases 98 to 817 code for a protein of 239 amino acids. Lineage: Eukaryota; Metazoa; Chordata; Actinopteri; Kurtiformes; Apogonidae. Gene Ontology annotation, cellular component: membrane. Gene Ontology annotation, molecular function: quinol-cytochrome-c reductase activity; 2 iron, 2 sulfur cluster binding. The record is from RefSeq and is a predicted model, not a curated record.
GUUUCUAGUAAAGCAGAACAGAAAGGCGCACGCUCGGUUUGUACGCGCAAGGUCGUGUCCCCAGUAGUGGGGUGGUGAUCUCAUAUUUUGGACAAGUAUGAUGUCCAUAGCCGCUCGUAACGGGGUUCUAUCCUCGUACUUGCAGGCAACGAAACACGCGGUUAAAAACCUGGGGUUUGGAGCUAAGGAUGUGGCGGCUACUGCUGGUCCUGCAGGAAUCCGACUGGCCCAUACAGAUGUCAGGAUCCCUGAUUUUUCAGACUACCGUCGCACCGAUGUAAUUGACCCAAACAAGUCCUCCCAGGACAGCAGUGAGGGAAGAAGGGUAUUCUCCUACCUUGUAACAGGAGCAACCACUGUGGUUGGUGUCUAUGCAGCUAAAACAGUGGUCACCCAGUUUGUCUCCUCCAUGAGUGCAUCAGCUGAUGUCCUGGCUUUGUCUAAAAUUGAGAUCAAGCUCAGUGAUAUCCCUGAAGGUAAAAACAUGACCUUCAAAUGGAGAGGAAAGCCUCUGUUUGUCCGUCACCGCACAGAGAAAGAAAUUAGUGCAGAGGCAGAUGUCAAUAUCGCAGAGCUGCGUGAUCCCCAACAUGACAAGGAUAGGGUGAUCAACCCCAGUUGGGUUAUUGUUCUUGGUGUCUGCACCCAUCUGGGUUGUGUGCCCAUUGCCAACGCUGGAGACUUUGGAGGUUAUUACUGUCCGUGCCAUGGUUCUCACUAUGAUGCUUCAGGAAGAAUACGAAAGGGACCUGCACCUCUUAACCUCGAGGUUCCUUACUAUGAGUUCCCUGAUGAUGAAACAGUCGUUGUGGGAUAAACACUGGAGCUCUGUCAGAGUUCCUCUCUGUAAUAUGUAUUUUAAGUGGCUCUGUUUGAGCUUCCAUGUAUUUACUAUUAAAGACGUAUUUCCAACUGCGUGAUUACAA